UAUGCUUUAAAAAAAAAGAGAAGAGAAACACUUGUGAACGUAACAAAAGACACUUCUCAAACAAUAUAGAUCAAUCGUGCUGCGAACAAAUUAAGUAUGGCUUCAAGGCCUGGAAUCCUAACGGAUUGGCCAUGGAAACCUCUUGGAAGCUUUAAGUAUUUGUUACUAGCACCUUGGGUAGUUCACAGCUCCUAUUCUGUGUUGGUGAAGGAUAAGAGUGAAAGGGAUAUAAGCACCUUUCUCAUAUUUCCAUUUCUUCUAUGGCGUAUGCUUCAUAACCAGAUAUGGAUCACUCUCUCUCGUUACCGAACCGCCAAAGGCAAUGCUAGAAUUGUCGACAAGGGAAUUGAGUUUGAUCAAGUUGAUAGAGAAAGAGAUUGGGAUGACCAAAUAUUGUUCAAUGGAUUAUUAUACUACUUGGCAAGCUACACAUUAUCUGGGGCAUCCCGUAUUCCAUUAUGGAGAACAGAUGGAGUUGUUAUGGCAAUAUUGCUUCAUGCAGGACCAGUGGAGUUUCUCUAUUAUUGGUUACACAGAGCACUUCAUCAUCAUUUUCUCUACUCUCGUUACCACUCUCAUCACCAUUCUUCAAUAGUAACAGAACCUAUAACUUCUGUUAUUCAUCCAUUCGCUGAACACAUAUUAUAUUUUCUUCUCUUUGCAAUACCCAAGUUAACCCUCGUCUUCACAAAAACAGCUUCUGUGGGGGCCAUGCUUGGAUAUGUCACUUACAUUGAUUUCAUGAACAACAUGGGUCAUUGUAACUUUGAGGUGGUUCCAAAGUGGCUCUUUGACAUCUUUCCUCCUCUCAAAUAUCUCAUGUACACCUCAUCGUUCCAUUCUUUGCACCAUACUCAGUUUAGAACAAACUACUCCUUGUUUAUGCCUCUUUAUGACUACAUCUAUGGCACCACAGACAAAGCUUCCGAUAAAUUACACGAGUCAGCAUUAAAACAAGAGGAAGAAAUCCCUAAUGUUGUACACCUAACACAUCUCACGACCCCUGAAUCCAUAUAUCAUCUCAGGCUUGGAUUUGCUUACUUGGCUUCUAAGCCUUACACGUCAAAAUGGUACCUUUGUUUGAUGUGGCCAGUAACAACUUGGUCCAUGAUCCUCACAUGGGUUUAUGGCCGUACAUUUAUUGUGGAGGGGAAUCGUUUUGACAAACUGAAGUUGCAAACUUGGGCAAUACCCAAGUACAGUCUCCAAUACUUCAUGCAAUCACAAAAAGUGGCUAUCAACACAAUGAUAGAGGAAGCAAUACUCGAUGCUGACAGAAAAGGCAUAAAAGUUUUGAGCUUAGGCCUAAGGAAUCAAGGAGAGGACCUUAACAUCUAUGGAGGACUAUAUGUUAGUAGGCAUCCAAAGCUAAAAGUUAGGGUUGUAGAUGGAAGCAGUCUUGUAGUUGCUGUUGUUCUUAAUAGCAUUCCCAAGGGAACAACUCAAGUUUUACUUAGGGGCAAACUCACCAAGAUUGCUUAUGCUCUUGCCUACACAUUGUGUCAACAAGGUGUUCAGGUUGCUGCAUUGUAUGAGGAUGAUUAUGUGAGGCUCAAAAAGUCGUUCAAUAGCUCUGAAACCAAUUUGGCCUUUACCAAAAGCAGCACACAGACGACUUGGUUAGUAGGAGAUGGAUUAACUGAAGAGGAACAACUGAAGGCACCCAAAGGAACAUUAUUUAUUCCAUACACACAAUUUCCACCAAGAAAAUAUCGUAAGGAUUGCUUCUACCAUUGCACCCCUGCAAUGUUAGCUCCUUGUAGUGUUGAAAAUAUCCAUUCUUGUGAGGAUUGGUUGCCAAGGAGGAUAAUGAGUGCAUGGCGCAUAGCUGGGAUAGUGCACUCUCUAGAAGGAUGGACUGAACAUGAGUGUGGCCACACAAUGCAUAACAUAGACAAUGUUUGGCAUUCAACUCUUCAACAUGGAUUCCAACCUCUUCCGGUGCCAAUUAAUGAGUAACUAGCUAGGGGAAUAAUAUAUAUGAAUAAUAUGUUUGGCUGCUUAAUUUGUUUUAGCUCUUUGGAGGGUAUUAAUCCAUCCUACUUAUGGUUAUCUUUACCUUAAAUAAGAUUGUUAAGUAAUACCUUAAGACAAAGCAAAUGGAUAUCAUCUACAUAUAUUUCCAUAGAGCUACAACAUUUUAAGAAGUAGCUAUAUAA
Molecule: messenger RNA, 2159 nt
Organism: Glycine soja
Lineage: Eukaryota; Viridiplantae; Streptophyta; Magnoliopsida; Fabales; Fabaceae
Product: very-long-chain aldehyde decarbonylase CER1-like
Exons: 9
Coding region: 97-1959 (620 amino acids)
Biological process (GO): lipid biosynthetic process
Molecular function (GO): iron ion binding; oxidoreductase activity
Source: RefSeq, a predicted model, not a curated record